This is a messenger RNA of Salvelinus sp. IW2-2015, 4653 nucleotides long. Its product is annotated as calpastatin. Gene Ontology annotation, cellular component: cytoplasm. The record is from RefSeq and is a predicted model, not a curated record. Gene Ontology annotation, molecular function: calcium-dependent cysteine-type endopeptidase inhibitor activity. Lineage: Eukaryota; Metazoa; Chordata; Actinopteri; Salmoniformes; Salmonidae.
CGAUUGUCAGUGGGUUAUGCGGAAAAGAUAGACUCGUCUGGCAAACUUAACUAAAAYGAGAAUUAGCUAUAUGCCGUGAAAUGCAAACCUAGCAGUCUCUUGACAUCACCACAGCCGCGCUGUAUAGACACUUCGUUUAGGGUACGAUAAUGUUCAGUCGGGUUUACUGUAACAUUGUUUGAACACACAGGGAGUGGCCCUCUGGAAUGCAUGGGAAAUAAUUAUGCUUUAAAGGUACACGGGAGACAGGCUAGACUAGAGGUGACACAUAUUUAGACAGAGGUAUCCGUAGGCAAUAGACGAUUCUUCUCAUCUUCACCGCUUCUCACAGUUUCCAUCAUGGCGUAUGCUGCCUAUUGGACCAGCCUUCAGAGAACAGGUCCUAGUACCACACUUGGAGAGAAGCAGGUGGAUGGCCGGUCUUAUAAUACUCGAGCUGCUGCAGCCUCUAAGGCUCAGUCGCAGCCCAGACAAUAUUCAUCCACUUCAGUGGCCCAGGUUGCRGUGAAUCCAGCACAAUUUGAGAGUGCAUCUGCCGCCUCGACCAUGGCUACGAAGCCAAGGGCGGAGUCCGUGACAAUGGGUGGAGCCACAGGAAGUGGUGUCGCAGCGGGUGGAAGUCCUACUACAGCCGGGACAACACAGAGAGGAGCUGCCAAGGUGAUGAUGCCAGAGACGACACUUGUCUCUCCAAACGCUGCUGGAGCAGGUGCUACUAUUAUUGACAUACCAACACCUGGGACCAGAAGCAGUCCUAAAGACACCCCAAAGACUGCGCCCAUGCACCCUGCCAAAGCUACACCUCCUACCCCUGGAGGAGGAAAUAUUGUCGGAGUGGCGGCGACACCGUGGAAAGCUGAAGUACCGAAGCUCCAAGAGUCUCCGAAACAGACAGCCAAGAGUGUGCCCACCACAUCUAGCAAAGCUGACAUGGCUAAAAAGGAUCCUGCUAAGUUGCCCCAGGCUGUUUCUGCAGGCGGUGCCGCGGCUGGAGGCCCCUCUCAGAAGGGUCCAGUGACCAAGGUACAGGUGGAAGUAGGUCCCCCAGCAGCCAAGACAGCCAAAGAGGAGCUUGAUGCGGACCCCUUUGAUGCCCUGGCUAAUUUCUUGCCCUCGUCAGAGCCUCUCGCCCCUGCAGCCCCCGUAUACACCGGGCCAGAGGUUAUAGAGCAUGGCUUGACCCAUCAGGAGGGAGUGAUAUGUGGGGGGAAAGACUGCCCACUGCCCCCAGGAUACCYAUUUGAGGACAUGGCCCCAGUUGCAGAUGUCAAGCCAAAGGAUGUCCCGAAACCCAUGAGCACAGAUGAUGCUCUGGAAUCCCUCUCCUUUGGGUUCACAACCUCUACUGCUCCCAUCCCUCAGAAACAGGAGAAGAAAGUGGAGGACUUGGCUGCCAUUGAUGCCUUGUCUGCUGGCUUCUCCAACUUCGCUCCCCCUCCACCCGCUCCUGUCAAGAAAACUGAGUUUAAGUCUCCCGUUGUGACCAAGUCUGCUGCUCCCCCCGCGGACAAGAAAGCUAAGGUGGAAAAGAAAACUGAGUUUAAGUCUCCCGUUGUGACCAAGUCUGCUGCUCCCCCCGCGGACAAGAAAGCUAAGGUGGAAAAGUUGGCUGACUCCCCAAUGGACACCAAGCCUAAGACAGAUGAGGGUAUGUCCCUGGAUGCUCUCAAUGCUCUGGGAGACACUCUGGCUGCUCCAGAACCAGCGCCCAAACCUCCCAAAAUCAGACCUGAGGACAUUGUCACGGAGGGCAAACUGACAUCAGAGGCGGGUGUGUUUGUGGGUGAGAGGGACGACACUAUCCCACCAGAGUACAGGUUCACAAAGGACAAAGUCAAAGACCUGCCUCCUCCCAAGAAAGAGCCUUCCAUGGACGCUGGCGAGGCUCUGGACAUCCUGUCAGGUGACUUCAUGUCUUCCUCUGUGGCUCCAUCUGUCCAGGCUCCUGUCCUGUGCCCCCCAGCUCCUCCCAAACAGGCCGAAAUAGAUGAUUUAGCAGCCCUGGAUGCCUUGGCUGGAGACUUUGUGGCUCCUACWAAGGCCUCCGCUGUCCAGGCCCCCGUGGUGCCUCACUUCGACAACCCCCCACAGAGAGCCGUUUGUACAUUUGACCUUGAAGCCCCCAGCAUGGCUCCUGUUGUACCUGGAGCCACUACUAAACCCGGAGCCACUACUAAACCCGGAGCCACMACUAAASCCGSAYCKKCMACUAAAGCCGCAGCACCUACUAAAGCCGCAGCACCUACUAAAGCCGCAGCACCUACUAAAACCACCACUGAUGAGGGUAUGUCCCUGGAUGCUCUCAGUGCUCUGGGAGACACUCUGGCUGCUCCAGAACCAGCGCCCGAACCUCCCAAGAUCAGACCUGAGGACAUUGUCACGGAGGGCAAACUGACAGAGAUGGAAGCUGUGCUUGUGGGUGAGAGGGAUGACACUCUCCCACCAGAGUACAGGUUCACAGAGGACAAAGGCAAAMKCCUGCCUCCUCCCAAGAAAGAGCCGUCCAUGGACUCAGGUGAGGCUCUGGACAUCCUGUCAGGUGACUUCAUGUCUUCCUCUGUGGCUCCAACUGUCCAGGCUCSUGUCCUCUGCCCCCCAGCUCCUCCAACACAGGCCGCAGAUGACUUUGCCUUGGACGCCCUGGCAGGGGAAUUUGUAGCCCCAGCUGUUGCCCCUGCAGUCAAAUCUGCUGCUAACCGCCAGCUGUCUACAGGGACGGUAGAUGCUCUGGAUGCCUUGUCAGACACCUUAAUGAACAUGACUCCUAUCCCAGAGCCCGUUCCCGUCUCAGUCAGGGACAUCGUCAAGGAGAAGAAGAUCAUGGAGGAGAAGCUUAUCAAGAUGGGGGAGAGAGAUGUCAGCCUUCCAGCUGAGUACCGGCCCACAGAGAAAGACCUUAAGGCAAUGGCAGAGGCCAAAGCCCAGGCUGAUGUUAGGCCCAAGCAGCCAUCUAUGGAUGACAGCAGUGCCCUCGACCUCUUGUCUAGAGACUUCUCUUCCUCACCUGGUCCUGCUGCAACCUCAGUAGUUGUGACAACAAAGCAGACACAGCCCAGUCUGGAGAGCAACAGCAAGUCAAGGUCUAAGUCAAAGAAACAACAGGAGGAGAACCCAUCAGCCAAAGACCACCUGCCUGGAAAGAUGAGUUCAGAUGUAGUGCCAGGAUCCAAAAAUAAGGGUGGCAAGAGCUAGACCUCUAGGUUUCUAGCGCACUACAUGUCCCCUGCCACAUGGAGGCGCCACUAGAGGGAGCUGCUGUGAACGAUGAUUCUAUUUUUCUAAAUGGUGGAGAAUGUAUACUGGAUGAAAAACAAACAUGACCACACACACACACACUUACACACAGACACAUGCUGUGUGCAAUGCCUUUCCUGCUUGGUUUCGCACAUGACAGAAGAUUGUACUUGUUUUGGUAUCUUUCCUUUGAGAUGAGGAGAGCAAAAUAAAGAGAGAGUGAGAGAAGAGAGAGAGAGAGUUUGUUGUAAUUUAUUCCUCAUGAUUGACAGAGCAUCUGUGCAAUCCUGUGAGAAAAAUAAAAUGGGAGGUGUUGCCCUAGCUAACAGUCUGUAUUGCCCCAAUGUUGCAGUGACGUUGCUUCAACAUUGCUACAAUGUUGGGUAAUAGUGAGCGUGAUCUGGGUAAUGGUGAGCGUGAUCUGGGUUUAGGAACAGUGUAUAGUGGGUAUAUAGGAUUGUGAUGUCUUUGCAAUCUUGCUGUGCACAGAAAAGCAAGUUUUCUAUUAUGUGGACAGCCAACAUAAGACACUAGCGUACAGCAUAGUCUGCUUAGUUUGAUGAUAAUACUUAGUUUACAAUAUUGAAAUGUGUAAAAGGAUUUACAGGAAGUGAUCUGCUUGGUACGGAUGCAUCUGAUAGCUCAUGCAAUACUAUAUAUUUACUUUCUUGAUAGAUAUCGCUUUACAGAAGGGUCUAUAUGUGUGUACUUUGCCUCGUAGAAGCAUGUAUUGGUUUCCGAAAGUGCACUUACAAGUAAACUUGGGUGGUCACUACCUCUGUAAACUGCCUUUGUUUGUAUACUGUAAAACAGUCCCAAGGGCUAUCACUUCUACUCAAAAAGUCAAAAGCUGGUAUGACAGAAUUCUACAUACAGUAUUUCGGUGCAGGUCUCAAACUCAAAACUUGAGAGAUAUUUUGGAAAUGGGAAUUCUAAUUUAAUAAAAAUAUGUGGAAAAUAAUUGGUUUGCUGUGUGUAUUCAGUAUUCGAGUGUCUGUAGUAACUGCUUGUGCCUCAACAACCGAAAAACAAACACAUUUUGUAGCUAACAUGGGGUAGCCUAAAUGUACUUUGCCCUAUAAAAUGGCAAUAAGAAAAUGACAAAAACAAUUAAUGACUGUAGUAGAAUACACAAUUGGUAAGAGGGUCAUUUGGUAUAGGGAACUUACUGUAUAUUUUGUUGCAGUAAAGAGAAUACUUAUAUAUUUUAGAAAGGAUUUCACAUGUAAUAUUAGGAAAACCUUUAUCUUGUACAAAGCAGCUCUGUAGUUUUUACAUUUUGUUAAGUUUUACAACGCUGCUUCCUCUGAUAUUGGCUGUUUUUCGAGUGCAACAGCCUUGGAUGCUUGUAGAGUAGAAUUUCAAUAGAUUUCAAGUGUUUGUAAACAACGAAAAAUGAAUAAAAAAGAUGUAGCUUUA